CCACACAGCUUUCAUUAUUCUCCCACUCUCAUCGGAGCCGUGCGCUUCCUUCCUUCCUUCCUUCCUUCGUACCGUCAUCCUGCGACAAGAUAAAUAUUACAUGUAAAUCCCAAAUCCAGACACCCCUUCGUGAAGCAAACCCCCAGUCAAAAUGCCCGUGAUAUCCGCGCAGCCAUAAUGAUAACCGCGUCAAAAAGAAAAAAGCAACCCAAACGAACCGAACGAACCGAACCAAAGAACCAAACGAAAUCCUCUUCUCCGUGCCCUCCUAUUCUCCUAAUGGGCAGCGAUUCCGAGCUUCUUCUUCACGAACUUCUUGCUGUGUAGCACCCGUUCCGUUAACCCUUGGCUCUGGCCCUGGGGUGGUGGUAGGUGGUGGUAGAUGGUGGUAGGUGGUGGAGGUGGUGGAUGGAAAAGGGCAGAGGGAAACAUACAGUUUAUCCGCGAGGCCAUGCUUCUCGGCAAAAGCCUUAGCUUUUUCGGCGUUCUCAUUCUUCUUUUCCUGUGGGUGCGCAUACAUGCACGUCAGCGACGAUCUCCAUUUAGGGCAGAGGGAAGGGGCGAGAGGCAAGACGCGAGGGGAGGCGAGGGAGUGCGGAGAGAACAGCGGGGAACAUGUCACAUACGGCGGGGGUGGGCUGGACAGCCAUGACCUCUUGCGGUUGAGACAUGACGGGGUCGGUGGUGGUGGUUGUGGGAACGCGGCAGGCGGAGAAGAAGAGUAGGAGUCUUUCUCCAGCGACGGUGAUGCUGAUGCUGAUGAGGGAAGGUGGAGAAGGAGGAAGAGGAGGGAGGAGGAGUAGCAGGGACGAUCGAGGGUGUCGGGAAAUGCGAGCUAUACUAUAUAC
Tricharina praecox is the source of this 848-nucleotide messenger RNA. RefSeq lists its product as uncharacterized. The transcript has a single exon. Bases 383 to 652 code for a protein of 89 amino acids. The record is from RefSeq and is a predicted model, not a curated record. Lineage: Eukaryota; Fungi; Ascomycota; Pezizomycetes; Pezizales; Pyronemataceae.